Messenger RNA from Monoraphidium neglectum, 849 nucleotides. RefSeq lists its product as hypothetical. Gene Ontology annotation, molecular function: damaged DNA binding; single-stranded DNA binding. Lineage: Eukaryota; Viridiplantae; Chlorophyta; Chlorophyceae; Sphaeropleales; Selenastraceae. The record is from RefSeq and is a predicted model, not a curated record. The transcript is spliced from 4 exons. Gene Ontology annotation, biological process: nucleotide-excision repair; mismatch repair. Bases 1 to 849 code for a protein of 282 amino acids. Gene Ontology annotation, cellular component: nucleus; nucleotide-excision repair factor 2 complex; cytoplasm.
AUGGAUGAUUACGACAUAGAGGAAGACGAGGAUGUGCAAUUUGAGGACGAGUGGGAGGUCAUUGCGCCGGCGCAGCCUCGCUCCCCUGUGGACGAACAUGACGGCGGCGGCAGCGAGGAGGCACGGUCUUUGCGGGACGGGCUCGGCGGUGCGGGGCCGCCUGGCAUCCCGACGCUUGGCGGCGACGGCGGCGCCAGCAGCAUCACGAUCACCCUGGAAGACGGCGACGUCGGCGGCGCCGGCGGCAAGCGCGCAACGCGGACGUUCACCCGCGAGCAGCGGGAGGCGGCGGCGCUCGCGCACCGCACACACGCGCUGUGCCUGCUGGCGCGCUGCGUCGCGCACGACGUGGCGGCCAGCCGGGCUGACAUACAGGCCGUGGCCCUGUCGCUCCUCAGCCCGGCACUCGCCGACGCAGCAAUUGCUGGCGCCGCCCGCGAGGGCGCGCCGUCCGACCUGUCUUGGGCAGCGGGCCUGGUCAAAUGGAUGCGGUCAAACUUUCAGUUGACUGAUGCAGCCGCGUGCGGCGGCGGCGGCGGCGGCGGCAGCGGGAACGAGGGCUGGAGCGGCGCCGACGCGGCUUCCACUUUUGCCGCCGCGCUCGGCAGCGGCGGCCGGCGCGGCGGCGCGGCCGCGGCCGCGGCGUCCGAGGCGCGGCGCCGGCUGCGGGAGAUGCUGCGGGGCUCGGGCAGCACAGAAGAGCAGCUGGAGGGGUGCCUGCGGGGGCGGCGCGGGACGGCAGAGCAGCUCAACGCGCUGCUGGUCGCGCUGCUGCGGGGGCUGGGGCUGCUCGUGAGGACCGCAUGGCGGAGGCGUAUAUCCUCAGGCAGCUGUCCGCGCCCCGCUUAG